UUGCAACCACCUGAAAUGCCUUACCCAUUCCCUCUCAUUGCACUUCCUCCAGGCGACCACAAAGAUGUCUUCGACAAUCAAGCCAUUGAAAUGACGAUUGCGCAUAACUCGUUCAUCCGUGGGGUGAACGCAAUCUACACACAGGCCAAAGGAAUUGGGGAAGCACAAGUCAAGCCAUUCGUUUUCUUCUGCGUCUGUUUCCUUGAGAUGCUUCACCAUCACCAUCAUAUCGAAGAGACGCUCAUAUUCCCUUUUCUCGAAACCAAAAUGGGAGCAAAUGCCAUGGCCCACAAUGUGCAACAGCAUCAUGCGUUCCUGGACGGAUUGGAGGACCUUGAGGAGUAUAUCAAGGCUGUCCAGGCUGGGUCAGCUGCCUAUGAUGGUGCAAAAAUUGUCGAGAAGCUGGAUAGCUUCACCGAACAGCUGGUUGAGCAUCUGUGCGAGGAAAUUGGAACUCUGGAAUCCAGCAAAAUCCGAGCGGCAUUGACGAAGAAAGAUCUUAAAGACCUUGAGGCUCAACUCGUGAAGCGCAUCAUCAAGGAGGUUUCCCUUGUUACUACGCUCCCUUUGGGGCUCCUCUGUCACGACAAAGCAUCGGCACCACAGCGAGUCCACUUCACAGGCUACUUUCCCAGCUUACUUUCCCAUAGUUUUCCCGCGUUGCCUGCUCCAGUCUUAUUCUUGGCAAAACGUGUCUUCUUCCACCUUCAUAGUGAUGCUUGGGCAUUCGCUCCUUGUGAUAUUCAUGACUUCUCUUUAUUCGAUGUCCAAAAGAGCCGACUCUCAAUGAAUAGAUGUGUCUUGGACCUCUUGGUGGACUUGCAGGAAACAAGAGAAUGGCUCUCCGGCAUCAGCGCCGGCACGUCCAUCUUCGGCCGUUCCGCUCGAUUGCCGUCAGGUAAAACGCGCCUCCGUUUUGCCGCCCUGAGCCACGCAUCACCGUUCUGCGCAUCGCCGCGCUGCGCUGACUGGCAGUAUAUAAAGGCUGGUCCAAAUGCACUGGGAAUCCUCGACUUCAACUUCACCAGCGACAACAUGCCUUACCCCUUUCCUCUUGUUGCGCGACCUGCUGGUGAUUGGAAAAACGUAUUCGACAACGUAGCAAUAGAAAUGUCUAUUGCCCACAACAUGGUUAUCCGGGGAAUAAACGCUAUCUACACACAAGCUAAGGACAUUCCUCAAGACAAAGUCAAGCCCUUCGUAUUCUUCUGCAUUGCCGUUUUCGAUUCUCUCCAUCAUCACCACCACAUGGAGGAAACUCUCACUUUCCCGUUCCUCGAGACCAAACUGGGAGCGGGUUCGAUGGGCGACAAUAAGGAGCAACACAAAGCCUUCCUCGGCGGCCUAGACGAACUCGACGUGUAUCUGAAAGCCGUAAAAGCUGGGACGGCGCGAUAUGACGGUGCCCAAAUCAUCGCGAAGCUCGACACAUUUGUCGAAGCGCUGGUCGAGCACUUGCACGAGGAAAUCGACACGCUCGAGUCGGGCAAAAUGCGUGCGGCAUUCACCGAGAAAGAGCUGAAAGACUUCGCCGCCCAAUUCGUGAAUACCAUUCGGAGGGAUUUUUCGCUGACCGUCGAUGGGCCGCUCGCGCUUGCCCUGCACGAAAAGGCGAGUGCGCCUCACUUCCCUCCGAUGCCUGCGCCGGUUCUGUGGGGAAUUCAUUAUGGCCUGUACCACCUGCACAGCGACGCGUGGGCUUUUGGGCCGUGCGACGCCAACGGAGUCCUGAAACCCAAUAUGGGUAAUGUCUCCCUCGCACUUUCUUGA
Mycena indigotica is the source of this 1770-nucleotide messenger RNA. RefSeq lists its product as uncharacterized. The record is from RefSeq and is a predicted model, not a curated record. Lineage: Eukaryota; Fungi; Basidiomycota; Agaricomycetes; Agaricales; Mycenaceae. The transcript has 13 exons.